CAUUUUCCAAUGGAACGACAAAGGAAUGAAUUCUUUUUUUUUUUUAAAAGAACGAGGAACGGAACGAAUUCCUUUUUAUAAGGCACUUGACAAACACUGCUCUAGGUCAACAUCAGGUACUCUGAUACGUACUGUAUCACCAUGUUUGGUUGGAGUAAACUUUUGUCUCAAUGAACGUAGCAUUAUUUUAGUUUGUAAUUCAAGACUCGAGUGCUAUUUUUGUGCUUGUUAUAUAUUUAAUCAUAAGAUUUUUCACGUUAGGUUCGGUUAGGUACUAGCUUAUACUAGCUUAUAGAAGCUAAUAAUCUAUCACAAGUCUCUCUAACAUCCAUAGAUAUGAACAUUGAUAAGCAACAGCUGAACAAAUUCUAAUUAUCAUAAUAAAGUAUUAUGAAAACCAAAGUAACAUUCACGAAAACUCAAUUGUAAAUGUCGACACUCACUGAUAAUCGUUUUGAAUUUUGAAAUUUAUCGGUGACUGUUUGUAUAAUUUGAUAUUCAUUCAGAAUGUCCAAAUGACAAUAUUCAUCUUAACAUACACAUGACAAAAAAUUGUUUGUUCUUAAUUUCUCAAUAAUAUCUUUGUCUUAACUAUAAUUUUUAAACACAUUAAAUUGAAAUUCACUGAUAUCAUUUAAAUAUUUUUUUUAGAUCGCUGGGUUGAUUUCAAAUAUUUGUGCAUGCGUUGCGUUUUAUGAAUACAUUUUACUUAUAUCAUACAUAAAGUGGAUGGUGUACAUAAUAAAUGAACAAAUUCCGAAAAAUAUAUCAACCAUUGGUACCUUCAGGGACUUGUAUUUGGAAGUUAUAGAAUGUUUAAACGAUAUAAAUUCAUCAAUAUACGGUUUGCCGGCCAUAGUGAGUUAUAUUGCAGCUAAUGUUGGUAUCAUCUUCGUACUAUUGUUCUAUAAAGUUAUAUUUGCUGAAAACUACGACGCUAGAAAUGUUGGUCUUGUAACCACCGAAAUUGUAACAAUAACUAUAAGGACAAUCAGUAUUAUACUUGUAUAUGGAAUUGGUCACGCCACGGAAAAAGAGAUAAAUCGAAUGAGUCUUGUUUUACAUCAACGGUCCAUAAUAGAAAGAAACCCUAGAAUAAAACGUCAGAUCAAAUUUUUUAUCCUACGAAGAUGUCAUGAGCACUUUCAUUUUAAGUUGUAUGGAAUAUUGGAGAUUAAUCCAACACAACUACUUAUUUUAUCAAACAAAGCAUUUGCUUACUUAGUUAUUCAAAUUCUGUUCAAAUUGAAUAAAAAUAAAAAUCAGUAAUUAAAACGUCAGGUAUAAUUCAUUAUCUUUAUUAUUUUUGUAAUACUAUAUAGGUACUAUUAAGUUUCAAACUAUACUUAUUUAAUUGGCUAUGUCAUGUAUUAAAUUAUUUAUUUAUGUGAUAUAAUUAUUUUUAUUACUAUUUAGAUCAAUUUUUUUAUCCUACGGAGAUGUCACGAGCACUUUAAUUUUAAGUUGUACGGAAUAUUGGAGAUUAAUCCAACGCAACUACUUAUUUUAUAAAACAUAGCAUUUGCUUACUUAGUUAUUCAAAUUCUGUUUGAAUUGAAUAAAAAUAAAAAUCAAUAAUUAAAUGGCAUUGUAAUAUAAUAUAUUUCUAAUCAAAUAAAAACACGGGAUAACAAUUAAUGACGACGGGCCAUACGGGAUAAGAGAUGAUUCAAUAUACAUAUACAUUAUACAUACAUAUCAGACGUUUAUAUACGCAUUCCUUAUACACUACACGUGACACAUGGAACACAUAAAUUUUAAUCCACAGCCUUCCGAAUAGAAGCCCUGUAAAAACAACACAAUAAAUUACCAGCCAAACUUUUGUCACACCGCACAAAAUAAAAUCAUAAACACGUCAUAACUCAUCAAUACUUUAACUUUGCGUUUAAGCGACACACAUCGAAAGACGAAGAUGAAGGAAAUUCCACCAAAAUUGUCUUAUAUAUAUAAAGAUAUGUGACAAAAUCGACAUAGACUCCACUCCCUCGGUAAGAAACUUUAUGAUCCAAAGUCCAUUCCAGUAACAAUAUAUUUUUGGCAUUUAAACAAAUGCAUUCACACUUGUACCAAUGUACGAGUGUAGUGGGUCAUUCGAACAUCCAGUAUGAUAUUUUGAUUACUUAUCUUGUACUACUGACCAAAUCAAAUUGUUAAUUAUUUCAUUCCACGUAACAUAAGAUUGUUUACCAUGUAUAUUACAAAUUAGUCGUAACAUUACAUAGAAGUAGUUCACAGAUUAGAUUAUGUUAGAAUUAUAGUUAUUAAUUUCAAUAAGAUGAGCUUUAUGGUGACUACAAAGUACAAAAUUAAUAAUCUCUAAAAACUAAUUAUAAACAGGUAGAAGUACAUUAGAAUAUUAUUUCGAAUACUCUACACUCUACAGGUUACAUUACGUUCGAAUAGUUAUCACUUAUCAGUGUCCGUAAGAGGAGCUAUAUGGUGACCACGAACGUAAUCGUCUCUAAAGAAUAACAAUAUCUAGGCAAAAAUAUCAUAUACCAUAAUAAUUUGAACCAUAUGUAUCAAUUUUAGUACUUUGAAAUAAUUUAGAUUAUGUUCGAAUCAUAUCAAUAUCAUAGAUAAAAUUCAAAAGAAAAAUAUCUUUUAUAAUAUAUCGGUGUUAAAUAUAUAAAUGAAAACACGUAGGUAAUAAUAUAAUAUGUAUAUACGUCGUAGUUACUUCGAGCAUCGAACUUAAUCCCUUAUUCACCAAUACAACUACAUACUCAGAUGAGUGAAUUAUAAUUUAUCAUAUUAUGUUUUAGAUUCUGAGUGGAACGAUAAAUGUAUUGGUUUAACAUUAAUGUGUGUUUUUUUUUGUUUUGUGCCUGUGUA
Molecule: messenger RNA, 2835 nt
Organism: Acyrthosiphon pisum (pea aphid)
Lineage: Eukaryota; Metazoa; Arthropoda; Insecta; Hemiptera; Aphididae
Exons: 3
Coding region: 730-1269 (179 amino acids)
Biological process (GO): sensory perception of taste
Cellular component (GO): membrane
Source: RefSeq, a predicted model, not a curated record